Rotaria sp. Silwood2 is the source of this 246-nucleotide messenger RNA. Lineage: Eukaryota; Metazoa; Rotifera; Eurotatoria; Philodinida; Philodinidae. The record is from the annotation of a GenBank genome assembly.
AUGACUGAUCAUCAACAUCAUCAUAAUGAAACAUCAGAACCUGAAACAAGUUAUCAUGAUUCUAAAAAAGCUGAUGAUAAUGAAUAUGAUAAUACUGAAGAGCCCAAUGAAAUUCUAUGUGAUUUAUGUCAUGAUCAAGAUGAACAAGCAACAAAAGUUAACAAGCGAAAACAAGCAUUUCAAGUUCAUCAUCUAAAAGAACUGUUUGAAACUAAAUUGGGUGCCAAACAUGUUGAAUACGAAUAG